This is a messenger RNA of Fomitiporia mediterranea MF3/22, 303 nucleotides long. RefSeq lists its product as uncharacterized. The record is from RefSeq and is a predicted model, not a curated record. Lineage: Eukaryota; Fungi; Basidiomycota; Agaricomycetes; Hymenochaetales; Hymenochaetaceae. Bases 1 to 303 code for a protein of 100 amino acids. The transcript has 2 exons.
AUGACUCCAACUCCACGUCGACGUCAAUCGGAUUCGGUUGGCCGCGCCGCUGCUGUUGCUGCUAGUUGUAUUUCGUUGUUAUUCGUUGUAUUUGUCGAUGAGAGUGAUGAAGUCGGCCAAUUUGAGGUUGCGGCGUUCGCGUCGAUAACGAUGGCGAUGCCGAUAAGCAGAGCAAGUAGCGUAGCGAUCGCAGGUGGUCGACGAGAAGAGAGUAGAUGGGAGACGAAAUCGCCAAAUCGCCAAGUAACCAACAAGCGAGUGGGUCCAAUGAGCGAUGAUGGGCGUCGGAUUAAGAACGGGUGA